Molecule: messenger RNA, 588 nt
Organism: Phytophthora sojae
Lineage: Eukaryota; Oomycota; Peronosporomycetes; Peronosporales; Peronosporaceae
Exons: 1
Coding region: 1-588 (195 amino acids)
Source: RefSeq, a predicted model, not a curated record
AUGAUCCGUGUUCUCGAAAAGCUGUCGCAGCAGCUCGAUGAGCUAUUGCUCCGCCAAACACGCGUAGAGGAAAGGCUGGCUGUUUUGGGGGCGAACGCAGAAUCUAUUGACAAGAAAACAAACACUACCGAGAAGCAGCACGAAGACGUUGAGCAGUCGCAGCCACAGCGCGCGCGCAAACGUGCCUCCAAAGCGCUAUCGACAGUGUGGUUCGAGUGGUUCACUGCUGUACCACGCAUGUACGAAUCAACAACAGUUAGCAAAGCCAUCCUUCACGAGUCACGACACGCAGUUGCAUUCAUGAUGCUCUGCUUACCUUCUGGGUUCAAGCUGGACCCGGCCUCGCCAGCGUACAAGGCGGAGGUCCACGCUGUUGGAAUCGAAGCCGAGAAGAAGACGCUUGAAUACUUGGCUGCACCAGGCUCACAGGCUGUAGCCGUUGGCUCGGUCGUCAAAAGCAUGCGUGCGCUUCACAAAGCAGGCCACCUUUCCGUCCUCCUUGACCAGUUUCGCGAGCGCUACUAUGAAGGCGAAGUCGUCGACCCGACACCCAAUUCCGCCCUUGCGCCAUUCCUGCGCUUCACCUAA